AUGUCAGGCUACGGAGGCCGCGGGGGAGAAGGGUUGUCAGGCUCGGUGAGUCGGGUCUCGUUGCGUAGCCGUUGCAUUCAUCACAUGCCUCUGCAACGUUCCCAUCAAGCCUGA
Molecule: messenger RNA, 114 nt
Organism: Colletotrichum paranaense
Lineage: Eukaryota; Fungi; Ascomycota; Sordariomycetes; Glomerellales; Glomerellaceae
Exons: 1
Coding region: 1-114 (37 amino acids)
Source: RefSeq, a predicted model, not a curated record